CACAUAUAUAGAAUAACGAUGUGUGUAUAUAUAUACUAUCCUUUCAACUAAAAACGUGUUUGUUUUCGCUACUACUAGCCUAGCUUGUUCCCAACAUCUCACUAACUUCCAAGAAUCUCUCCCUCAGCUUAUAAUCUCUACAAUCCCUCGCCAAAUCCCUUGAAUCCCUGUUCCACCGAACAGAAACUCCCACUAUUCCAACCAGAAAAAUUCAAUCAAAACCCCCCAAUUAAUUUCUAUCCCUUUUCCUUUUUUCUUCCAAAUAUUUUAUCCGAAUAUGUACAGUCUUGAUAGAAACGACAACAGCUCCGUCACCGGCGCAUCAUGGAGCCGACAGGAGGACAAAGUUUUCGAGAAAGCUCUGGUAGAAUUUCCCGACGGCGUCGACGACCGGUGGCGGCGGAUCGCUGAAAUUCUACCCAGUAAAUCACCAGAGGAGGUCAGGGCACAUUACGAGGCGCUGUUGUAUGAUAUCGCCGAGAUUGACUCGGGCCGAGUUGAGCUGCCUUGUUAUUCGGAUGAGUCGGCUGCGCUUGGGUGGGACGACCGACCUAGGCCGAGGACGUCGGCUCAGAUCUCGUUCGGCUCUCGAGGUCGACACUCUGAGAUUGAACGGAAAAAAGGCACUCCUUGGACGGAAGAUGAACACAGGCUAUUCUUAAUUGGUCUCGAUAGGUAUGGUAAAGGUGACUGGAGGAGUAUUUCAAGGAAUGUAGUUGUGACAAGGACUCCAACUCAGGUUGCUAGCCAUGCUCAGAAAUAUUUUCUCCGUCACAAUUCAGCAAGAAAAGAGAGGAAAAGAUCGAGCAUUCACGAUAUCACGACUGCUGAUGACAGCUUGACAGUGCCUGCACCGACCAACCUUUCUAAUCAGGGCGGCUUUCAAGAUUUUGGUUAUCACAUGCCUUGAUGAUGGAUUAGAACUUGGAAGGAAAAACUAGCUACACACUCUAUGAAUGUAUAUAGUAGUUUCUUGAAUACUGACUGGUAAAUUUGUACAGCUGCAUUAGUCCUUUCCUUGUCUAGUAAACAUUAGAGAUACAUGUUAGGUUUUAGAUUUUAGGGCGGUGUAUUCAUUUCAUUGCUAUUU
Messenger RNA from Striga asiatica, 1090 nucleotides. The record is from the annotation of a GenBank genome assembly. Lineage: Eukaryota; Viridiplantae; Streptophyta; Magnoliopsida; Lamiales; Orobanchaceae.